This is a messenger RNA of Stylonychia lemnae, 3075 nucleotides long. The record is from the annotation of a GenBank genome assembly. NCBI's taxonomy places the organism in Eukaryota, Ciliophora, Spirotrichea, Sporadotrichida, Oxytrichidae.
AUGAUCCUAAAAGAAUAUUGCAAAAAUUAAAGGAUAGAAAAGCUUUCUUGGAGAAAGUAAUCUGAGAUGGGCAACAUGAGAAUAUUAUUCAAAAAUAAUAAAGAUAAGCUAAGCUAUAAAUUCGUGAAGAAACACUGUGUUGAUAAGAAGAGCUUUAAAGACUUGGAAGAGAUCUUUAUUUACGAAUUAGAUGAGCCACUUAGCAUUUUAUCUAAAAUUUUGAGCUUACCAAGCACUCUUAACUCUUUAAUGAAAGUAGAUAAUAAGGUCAUUGGUAUUGCUUACUCACCUCAUAAUGCUGCUGGGCAUUGCAUUGUUGUAAUAAUGACUGAUAAAAUAAAAGUACUUAUUUUUGCUUUCGUAAAAUAUAUGUUUUAGGAAAACUUGCAGAAAGUGAUGAUAGUUUAGAAAGCAGUACAAUAAAGAGAUUUAACAGCAUUACAGUCUCAAUGCAUUAAACAGCCGGAAUAGUCACCCAAUGUAUUUCAGAAAUCUUAAAUUUCUAUAAUUUAGGAAAUAGAAGACAAAGGAUUAGAGUAGAUAGCAAGCUAUAUGAUAUUUGGAAGAUCUUAAAGGCUAAAGUCAUUUGAACUUGUUGACCUAAUAUAGUAAAGAGAUCAAGAAGGAUAGAUUGAUUGCCAAUAGUUUAAAGAUUUCAUGAUGAAGAAUUAGGUAAUUACUUCAGAGUAUAUUAUUAAUUAAGUCAUUGAGAGAUUGAAAUAGAAAAAAUAACCGAAGAAGUUAUUAGCAAAGAAGUUUGAUUAAGUUAUCCGCCCUUAUAUUAAUAGAUUUCUCAAGCACGAUGAAAUUAAAAUAACACUAAUGAAUGUUAAAAAGAGGAUAUUUGAAAUGGAAUUUACCCUGAGCAAUUUCUUUGUGCUAUGCCAAAUAAAUAACUCUCAAGAACUGUCACUUAAUCGAAAUUACUCCACCAAUUAAUCUUAAAGAAGAUUAGUCAGUCCUAGUGUUAAGACAUUUAAUACUACUGAAACUAACUAAAGAUACAGAGAAUAUAUCAAGAUAGAUUAACUAUUUAAGGGAUUAUACUCAAUCGGAUAUCAAAUUCCGCUAGGAGAAUUCAAUCAGAUGAUUGCUGCCUUCAGAGUAACUAAAGGUAAAUUCUUAGACAGAGAAGAUUUCCUACGAACAAUGAACUAAAUAAUUAUUAAUGCAGUAAUACCAAAAAAGUAAUAGAAUGUAGAUUAAAUCGGUGAUUAUUUAAAUAGUUAGAAUGGUAUAAGCAAUCUUAGAUAGACUAAAACAGCAGAGGGUAAAGGUAAUGAUGAGAAUGAGGGAAAUAGAUCAGUUGUUAUAACUCCAUUUAAAUAUAAUCAAAGCAAUAGUAAUUUAUCAAAUAAUGGAAAAUAAUCAGCGAUAAUGAUAGGAGACUAUGAUGAUACUUUGCUCAACAAUAUUAAUGGAAACCUAUCGCUUUAGCAAUUGAUUUAGAAAAAAACAAGACAAUCUAAUACAGGAAGACCUUAAACAGCCAUUAAAAAAGGUGAGAGUAAAACUUCUAAUGAGAUAAAGCAAGAUCAAUAUCUUAGUGAAAAUAAAACUAAACUAUCCACCAAAACUAACAGACAUGAUCACAUAUCUGAAAUUAAUUAUGGAUUUAUGGAUAUGAGUUCUCCUUUCUAACAUGGAAAUAUAACUCCAUUAAUUUUCAGCCCAAAAUAGUACAAGAGUCCAAAUGCAAUCAAUAAUAUUACUUAGACUAAAAGACCAUCAUCAUCAUAUACAACAGCGAACAAACAUGAAUAUAUGAUUCAAAAAUUUUUGGAAGACUCCUCAAGCAACAUUGAGAAUGUUUAUAUACCUUAAGAGUUUUCACACGAGUCUCCUAAAUCUCCUUCUCCCUAGAAAAACAACUUUUUGCUAAGAUCACCUAGUAAAUAACUUGACAAGGCAAAAAAAUACAUAAGUUAACUAUAGGGUUUUAAAUUGGAUCCCUAAUUUAAAGGUCCAAGUUAAGCAAGAUGUCUUGGUUGCAAUGUUUUUAAUGGGCCAGGGAAUAAUCAUGAUAAACUUGGAAGACUUGAAAAAGAUGGUGUUGUCAAUGUAUUAAAUAGAACAAUAGACUAAACUUGGGUUUAAGUGAAAAAUGCAAAUAUGAUAGGAUGGAUACUGGCUUCAAACAUAGACUUUAUUCCUGAUAGAAAUGUAUACAAAUCCUUUGACAAAUCUUAUGCUUAGAACAAGUAGAAAAAUGAAAUUACUACUUCAAUGUAAAACAUAAUGAUAAGGCAAGAACCUAAAUGGGGAUCUAAGGCACUAAUUCAACUUUUAGCUAAUACACCUUUAAAAGUUAAAGGAUGGGUCCCAACUGAGUAAUUAAAUAUAAAUUUGAGAAAUUCAUACAAAUCAGAAAAAAGAAAAACCUCUCAAACCAUUAGCGAUUAUUCGGAAACAACUUUUAUGAACAACUCCUUCUUCAAACCUUAGGGCGUUGAUUUUCUAGAUAGUAAUAUGAAUCAUUCCUUUACAAAUGAUGGAAAAAUGUCUGAUCAUAGCUAUUUCGGUGUGUAUGAUUCAAAGAAUGCUGCUGGACCAUAUGAUAAACACCAAAUAGACAAACUCAAAUCAAAGGAACUUAAAGAGUAGGCAAGCUAUAAACUUAUGGAAUUAAGAAUUCAAGCUUUAUGUGUAGACAAAUAGGAGAAGAGAAAGUAAGAGCUCUUGUGGAAAUUCGUCUAAAGAUUUGCAAAAUGGCCUCUAGUUAAAGGCUUCAAGCACUGGUAGUAUUAAACGUAAGUAGUCAAGCAAAGAUGGAAGGAGUUCAGACAUGAUGUUAGGUCUAAAUACUAUGAACCUAGAAAAUUAGUAACUGAAAAUAUUGCUAAAUUAAAACACAAUAUAAUUAUAUCUAACAAGGAGUCUUAAAUAGAGUACAAGUCAAGACAAAAAUUUGAAUAAGAUAUGAUUAAGAAAACUGAGAAUGAACUGUAAAUCAUGAAAAAUAUUAGAGUUGCCAGAAUGAAAGAAAGAUAAGAGUUCAAGAUAGCUGAAAAUAAAUAUUUGAGAGAAAAAUACAAGACAAUAAAAACUAAUAGACUUAGAAUAGAUUAAGUGUGA